AUGAUGUUCAAUUCAACAAAAACACGUCAAAAUACGAUAAUUCAAGAAAUUUUCAACGAAACCAAACAAUUAUGCAAUCUCGCCAUUCCAAUUAUCCUAACAGCUCUAAUCUUCUACUCUCGCUCGAUCAUUUCAAUGUUGUUCCUCGGUCGUCUAGGCAAUAUCGAACUCGCGGCUGGAUCGCUGGCGAUCGCGUUUGCGAAUAUAACCGGGUAUUCUGUUUUAUCGGGUUUGGCACUCGGUAUGGAGCCUCUUUGUUCUCAAGCAUUCGGGUCACAAAGACCUAAGCUUCUUUCUUUAACUCUUCAUCGCUCGGUUCUUUUUCUUCUCAUAUCAACUAUCCCCAUUUUCUUUCUAUGGGUUAACUUGACCCGAAUUUUGUUUUAUCUACAUCAGGAUCCGAAUAUAACCCGUUUAGCUCAAACAUAUCUCAUCUUCACUCUCCCGGAUUUAUUCACAAAUUCUCUAAUCCAUCCAAUACGCAUUUACCUUCGAGCACAAACCAUCACUCGACCGGUAACUUUAGCAUCUCUAACCGGCACGGUUUUCCAAUUGGUUCUUACUUUAACCGUAAUUCGACUCCGGCUCGACUUGGGUGUAGCCGGAGUCGCGGCGGUUUCCUCCGCAUCAAACCUUAUCAUGUUGUUAACGCUCGUUUUCUACGUUUGGGUAUCGGGUUUACAUUUACCCACAUGGGAAAACCCGACCCGAGAAUGUUUAACCGGGUGGGAACCGUUGGUUCGUUUAGCCGCUCCGAGUUGCGUAUCGGUUUGCCUCGAAUGGUGGUGGUACGAGAUUAUGACUUUACUUUGCGGUAUUCUCGUUGACCCGGAAGCUAGUGUAGCAUCCAUGGGCGUCCUUAUACAAACUACCUCAUUUAUUUACAUUUUCCCUUCUUCUCUAAGUUUUGCGGUUUCGACCCGGGUCGGAAACGAACUCGGGUCGAAUCAACCCGUUAAGGCCAGGUUAUCAGCUACGGUUUCGAUAUUUAUGGCGGCGGUUAUUGGGCUAACCGCAAUGGGUUUUGCAUGGACGGUUAGGUAUAGUUGGGCCGGGAUGUUUACAAAUGAUGUUGAGAUUGUAGGGCUGACGUCAGCCGCGUUACCGAUAUUAGGGUUAUGUGAACUUGGUAAUUGCCCGCAAACGGUCGGGUGUGGGGUGGUAAGAGGUAUGGCCCGCCCGACUACAGCUGCUAACGUGAACCUGGGUGCAUUUUAUCUUGUGGGUAUGCCCGUAGCUGUGGGUGUCGGGUUUGGGUUUGGAUAUGGAUUUAUCGGACUUUGGGUUGGGCUGUUUUCGGCCCAGAUUUGUUGUGCUGGGCUUAUGUUAUAUGUGGUUGGUUCGACGGAUUGGAAUUAUCAAGCGGAGAGAGCUCAGAUGCUAACAUGUAACGAUCGUACGGUGGUGAAAGAAAGUUUGAUUACGACUCAUGAAUGCAUCUUUGAAAAGGAGCCGUUGAUCUGCGUUAAUGUGGUGUCCUAA
Molecule: messenger RNA, 1482 nt
Organism: Impatiens glandulifera
Lineage: Eukaryota; Viridiplantae; Streptophyta; Magnoliopsida; Ericales; Balsaminaceae
Product: protein DETOXIFICATION 51-like
Exons: 1
Coding region: 1-1482 (493 amino acids)
Biological process (GO): xenobiotic detoxification by transmembrane export across the plasma membrane
Cellular component (GO): membrane
Molecular function (GO): xenobiotic transmembrane transporter activity; antiporter activity
Source: RefSeq, a predicted model, not a curated record